Effrenium voratum is the source of this 2685-nucleotide messenger RNA. The record is from the annotation of a GenBank genome assembly. Lineage: Eukaryota; Dinophyceae; Suessiales; Symbiodiniaceae.
CGGUCUCUUUUCUUAUAGGGCGGACAAAAAAAAUGGUCCGACCAAAGUGUCGGCCCUGGCUCAAGCGGCUCGAGGGCCGCCAUUUACGGAAAAACAAACAAAAACGCGUUUGUUUUUCCGAAAAUUCAUGUUUUGCACGAGUUUUGCGUGUGAUUCUGCAUGAUGGGUGUUGCGUUUUUUGUCUCACGAUUUUCACGUUGUCGUUUGUGGUUGGAAAGAGCUUCCCCCCAAACCACUCGACCCUUGUGGCGAGAUUCGUUUUGUUGCCCUUUGGGGGCACUUUCUCAGGGUCCGGACGGUGCAAGGACCCCAGGACCCCAGGGACCCCAGAACCCCAGCAACUGCAGGAACGCCAGGGACCCAGCAACCCCCGCCCUCCAGGGCCCGAGACAGCUUGUGACUUUCGCGGUGCCGAUUUCGGUAUCUUGCUCAGGAUGCGGGUCAGCCAGUCUGACGGAUGGACGGCGAGAAGCCUUGCAAGGCUUGGCCCGACCGACCUUCAGGCCGCGAGUGGAGCAAAAGGAGGAGCAUCCAAAACCCUACAUCAUUGGUGUUGCCAAAGAAGCCAGUCAAUCUUGUGUUUGCUCCGCUGGAAACUUGGCUUGAGGGUACUCAUCAACACUGACACAACAUCAGCUCGCAAUGGUUGCCCAAUGGGUCCAGGGCUUCAGGAAUCGCAGCGCUUUCGCAGUGGCCAUGGUGACGAUGCGGACCAGGACAAAAAGCCGAGGUAUGUGCCUCUGCCUUCUCGGGGUCGCAUUGGCGCUGCACGUGCAGCCGAGCACGGACUUUGCCCGAGGAGGAGUUCCUGGGCUGAAGGACAGCAUAUUGGCAGAUGGUCAGCAGGCUGCCAUCGAGGCCAUCCUAUCGUCGAGCUGGACGGUGCGCCGGCCAGCACCGAUGAAACCUGCAUUGAUGGGGCGCACGGAGGCCAAGCGGGAACUCCUUGAAUACAUUCGCGGGGCCAUGGAUGUUGCCAAUUCAAUCCACUGGGAGCAGGGGACGCUGCCAAAGUGCAGCAUGACGGUGACGGUUGGUGUCAAGGGAAUCGGCAAAACUCGCCUCCUGCAUGAGAUGUGCACCACUUGGCUCAACGAAACUGGGGCGAAGGUCGGACUGCACGUGGAUUUCAAUAGAGGCAGCGAAUGGGAUGCAAGCAAGGGCCCAGAAAAUGCCUUCGCACAGGUGCUCCUUCAGAGCGCCGGCAUGCGGCCGGAUGACGCUGAAUGGUGCUCGGCGGUCCUUCCAUGGAAGAAGGUGAUGCGGGCUCUGCAGCAGAAGCUGGGAUUGUCAAAGGAGCUUCUUGUGGUGGGGGUGGACGAGGUCAUGCAGCUGGAACAAAAAUGCGGCACCAAGCCGUGCUGCAAUUUCAUCUCCACCCUCAUGAACACCCAAGACGCAUCUCUUAUUUCGGGAGAGUUUCCUGUUAUUUUCAUUUGGACAGCGCUCUUGGAGAGCUACAUGAAGGAGCGAGCAAGCCAGUCUGGCCGCAAAAUUGCGACACUGAUGUUGAAGGCUUUGCCACCUGAUUCCUUGGACAGGGUACCUCAGGAGAUUCGCAAUGCUUUCGAGCAAACACCUGGCAGACGACAGCUGUUGCGACAGCUCCUUGGCCAUCCGCGCUUGACGUUUGAUGCUUUACAGGAUGCGUUUUCUGUCUGUGGAGUGCCUGAAACCACCUUUGCGUUGGCCCAAUUUCGCAUGAGAAUGAUAAGCUUUGCCAAGCUUGACCAGGGCAAACCCUUGCAGAGUGACGAGGUCAGACAGUGGUAUUCACCCAGUGCGAUCAUUGCGACUGGAGUACAUGACGACCUUGUCUCCCGCGGCUUAGUCCAGGCCGUGCAGUUUGGCAACUCUGGCCAUAAGUCAGUCUUGCACCCGCUCAUUUUGCAAAGCUGGGCUGAAAGCCACCGUGAGCCCUUGGCAAACCAGAUCAAGAAGAUGUUUGAAGAGGAUGCUGUCAUUGAGGCCACGCAUGAGAAGAAGUUUGAGACCGUCAUGCUUCACUUCGAUGCUGCGGUGCGUUUGGCAUUGGAGCAGGAAAGCUGCACGCUGGAGCAGCUCUUCCCAGGGGCGAACUUGAAGCCAGAGAGCCUGCGAGCAGUGCUUGUCAUGCCGGGGUUGCAGUACUCUGGCGACUCGGUGGUGGAGCUCGAUUCCUUUGACGACGUUGACGAGGUGAUGAGCUCCUUAGAGUACGGCAGCAUCGUGGUGUCCCAGAAGCGCACUGAGAAAGGGAUUGAAUAUUUGGUGCCAUGGACAGUUCCGCGCAAAGAUCACCGACAGCUGCUUCGAAGCUUGCAGCCGACAGGGCCUGGGGACAAGGACCCAAACGCCCAUCUAUUGAUUCUUGGCGCGCAAACCAAGUAUGUACAGGAGUUCGUGGGCAAGUGGCCCUCGGUGGAAGACAAGGCGAAAAAAGCACUGGCUGGCCUCCAAGCCAAUCCGAAGGUGCUCCAAGCCUUGCCCGUGUUCUACACCACUGAGAGCACUAAAGAGGGCCGGUCCCUUGACAAUCCCAACGUCUAUUUCAACGAGGUGGGCCUCGCGGAACUCCUCUUGGAGAGGACCGGGCCCCUUCGACUGUUCUUCGAGAAGCUUGGCAAGCCUCUGCAAAACAAGCUUGCGGACUUUGGGUGAAACCUGAAGCUGAAGGCAAAAGGCACAGACAGGGCUCCGCGUUGC